Ceratitis capitata (Mediterranean fruit fly) is the source of this 1445-nucleotide messenger RNA. RefSeq names its product glyoxylate reductase/hydroxypyruvate reductase. Gene Ontology annotation, cellular component: cytosol. Gene Ontology annotation, molecular function: hydroxypyruvate reductase (NADH) activity; glyoxylate reductase (NADPH) activity; NAD binding. NCBI's taxonomy places the organism in Eukaryota, Metazoa, Arthropoda, Insecta, Diptera, Tephritidae. The record is from RefSeq and is a predicted model, not a curated record. Bases 189 to 1295 code for a protein of 368 amino acids. The transcript has 2 exons.
GCUCCAAAUGUCACAAAAGCCGGCAACAGCAACAUAGUAGUCCUGUUCGGUGAGCUGGUGGGCAGUAACAAUUGAUACCAAUUUUUACUUAAACGCGUUCUGUGAGCAUGACUUCUUAUUUAUUGCUGACACUUCUCCCAGAACAGAGCUACUUUCUGUUGUUGUUGUAGCGGCUACCUUAUAUUCCAAUGUCGUUAAUUUCAUUGUUGUCACGAUCCAAUAGUCGAUUGCUACUUGUAUUUUUGCACAAAUCGCCGAUCUCUGUUAAUUUGCUGGAAACCAAAGUAGUAUUGAACUCAUUGCAAUAUUCCAAAACAACAAGCGGCAUGAAAAGCGUGUAUGUGACCCGUCCUGAUGUUGCAUCAAUAGGCAUAGAUUUGUUAAAGAAAGAGUGUGAUGUUAGCAGCUGGUCACAAGCAGUGCCCGUACCACGCGACGAAUUACUUCGUCAGGUUGUUGGCAAGGACGCCAUUUACUGUGCGCUAACUGAUAAAAUCGAUUCAGAAAUUAUUGAAAGAGCAGGACCACAGCUUAAAUGCAUCGCUACCAUUUCAGUUGGAUAUGAACACAUCGAUGUAGCCGAGUGUAAGAAACGCGGCAUACGUGUUGGCUAUACUCCUGAUGUGCUUACCGAUGCGACAGCGGAACUAACAGUGGCGCUAUUACUAGCCACUAGCCGUCGUUUAUUCGAAGCAAACAAAGAAGUUUAUAAUGGCGGUUGGAAAUCAUGGGCUCCGGAUUGGAUGUGCGGUCAAGGGCUGAAAGGUGCACGUGUAGGCUUGUUCGGUUUUGGACGUAUUGGGCAAGAGAUCGCUGCGCGGUUAGUACCCUUUAAACCGUCAAAACUAACGUAUACGGCACGUACUGAACGAACUACUGAAGCAGUAAAAUUAAAUGCAGAACGCGUCAGUUUCGAUGAAAUGUUAUGCGAAUCCGAUUUCAUAGUCGCAUGUUGUGCUCUUACCCCGGAGACGAAGGAAAUUUUCAACACAGACGCAUUCAAAAAAAUGAAAUCGAAUGCCAUUUUUAUUAACUCGGCCCGUGGUGGUGUUGUUGAUCAAACAGCACUGUGCGCUGCUUUAAAGGACAAACGCAUUCUGGGUGCUGGGUUAGAUGUCACUACACCCGAACCGCUGCCGCUUGACGAUCCGCUACUAAAACUAGACAAUGUUGUAAUAUUGCCUCAUAUUGGAAGCGCAGACGUAAAUACUCGUAUAGAAAUGUCUAGAAUUACAGCUUUAAAUAUAUUAGCUGGAUUAAAAGGAGAAAAAAUGGUAGCAGAAGUAAGCAUUUGAGAAUACGCUUAACAUUAUGUGUUAUAACGCUAACCCGAAAAUUAUAAAUAUUCACGAACUAUAUUUUUAAAAUUUAAUUAUACUUAUAUUUUUUUAUCAAUUAAAGUGUUUAUUACAUCUACAUAUAAAGAUUCAACACUGUAAAACAAA